GGCGCUGCCCUGAGUGCCCGGCCAGCCCCAGCCUCAGCAGGAGCGAUGCUGCCCUUCCAGAGGGAGAGCCCGGCCCUGCCCCGCUGCCCGGUGCGGGGAGGAAGGGUGGUGCACGGGCCCCAGUUCGCCUACUGCCCCAGCCCCCAAGCUCUGCACCGGCUGCCGGGUGCCCACACCUGCCCCUUCACCGUCGGUGCGGUGCCUUGCCCUGACCAUGGCUUCCCCUGCCCUGGCUCCCCGGGGCGCCUGGGCGAGGGCAGGGAGCGGUACGAGCUGGAGGCGCUGCCCUGGCAGGGGCCCCGGCUGGGCUUGGAUGAGCUGCAGAAGCCAGAGCUGGGGUGCUGGGCCAGGGUCCAGUCCAUCUGUGUCUCCCUUCUCAAGGUGCCCCUGAUGUUCGGGUUCCUGUACCUCUUUGUGUGCUCCCUGGACGUGCUCAGCUCUGCCUUCCAGCUAGCCGGAGGCAAGGUGGCCGGGGACAUCUUCAAGGACAACGCCAUCCUCUCCAACCCCGUGGCUGGGCUGGUGGUGGGCAUCCUGGUGACCGUGCUGGUGCAGAGCUCCUCCACCUCCACCUCCAUCAUUGUCAGCAUGGUCUCCUCGGGGCUGCUGGAGGUGCGCUCUGCCAUCCCCAUCAUCAUGGGCUCCAACAUUGGCACCUCUGUCACCAACACCAUCGUGGCCCUCAUGCAGGCUGGCGACCGCAGUGAGUUCAAACGGGCCUUCGCUGGUGCCACGGUGCACGACUGCUUCAACUGGCUGUCGGUGCUGGUCCUGCUGCCACUGGAGGUGGUGAGCGGGUACCUGCACCACGUCACCCACCUGGUCGUGGCCACCUUCAACAUCCGUAGUGGGAACGACGCCCCUGACCUGCUGAAGAUCAUCACAGAGCCCUUCACCAAGCUCAUCAUCCAGCUGGACAAGUCAGUGAUCACGGGCAUUGCAACGGGGGACGAGAGCCUGCGCAACCGGAGCCUCAUCCGUGUCUGGUGUGGCCACGCACCUGCACAGACGGCCGCCGUGGGGCUUGGGACCCUCCCGAACUGCACAGUGGCCAAAGCCACCCAGAAGGUCAUCAACACUGACCUCCCACACCCGCUCAGCUGGCUCACGGGGUACUUCGCCAUGGUGGUGGGCGCUGGGAUGACCUUCGUGGUGCAGAGCAGCUCUGUCUUCACCUCAGCCAUCACACCCCUGAUCGGCCUGGGGGUGAUCAGCAUAGAGCGCGCCUACCCACUGACCCUGGGCUCUAACAUCGGCACCACCACCACUGCCAUCCUGGCCGCCCUGGCCAGCCCAGGGGACAAGCUGGCCAGCUCCUUCCAGAUCGCCCUCUGCCACUUCUUCUUCAACAUCUCCGGCAUCCUGCUGUGGUACCCGCUGCCCUUCACCCGCCUGCCCAUCCGCAUGGCCAAGGCGCUGGGCGAGCGCACGGCCAAGUACCGCUGGUUCGCUGUGCUGUACCUCAUCGUCUGCUUCCUCCUGCUGCCCUCCCUCAUCUUCGGCAUCUCCAUGGCGGGCUGGCAGGCGCUGCUGGGGGUGGGCGCACCCUUCCUCGGCCUCUUCUUCUUUGUGGGGCUGGUGAACGCGCUGCAGGCCCGCAGCCCCGGCCGCCUGCCCAAAUGGCUGCAGACCUGGGACUUCCUCCCCGCCUGGAUGCACUCGCUGCAGCCCCUCGACCGGCUCAUCACCCGGGCCACCCUCUGCUGCACCGACCGCUGCCGCAGCCCCGAGGGCUGGGAGGAGCGCGAGGGCCCUCCCCAUGACAAGGCCAGGCUGGGGCUGGACAACCCUGCGCUCUCCUACCCCGAGGAGGUGCCCAGCCCCGCCAUCCGGGUGGGCUCCCCUUGCCUGUCCCUGCAUGGUGCCACCCGGCUCUAGCCGGCACC
This is a messenger RNA of Aptenodytes forsteri (emperor penguin), 1886 nucleotides long. RefSeq names its product solute carrier family 34 member 1 (gene SLC34A1). Bases 46 to 1878 code for a protein of 610 amino acids. NCBI's taxonomy places the organism in Eukaryota, Metazoa, Chordata, Aves, Sphenisciformes, Spheniscidae. Gene Ontology annotation, biological process: sodium-dependent phosphate transport; intracellular phosphate ion homeostasis. Gene Ontology annotation, molecular function: sodium:phosphate symporter activity. The transcript has 13 exons. The record is from RefSeq and is a predicted model, not a curated record. Gene Ontology annotation, cellular component: apical plasma membrane; brush border; vesicle.